This is a messenger RNA of Myxozyma melibiosi, 1789 nucleotides long. Its product is annotated as Smg-4/UPF3 family-domain-containing protein. Gene Ontology annotation, molecular function: mRNA binding. Gene Ontology annotation, biological process: positive regulation of translation; nuclear-transcribed mRNA catabolic process, nonsense-mediated decay. The transcript is spliced from 3 exons. Gene Ontology annotation, cellular component: cytoplasm; nucleolus. Bases 270 to 1745 code for a protein of 491 amino acids. Lineage: Eukaryota; Fungi; Ascomycota; Lipomycetes; Lipomycetales; Lipomycetaceae. The record is from RefSeq and is a predicted model, not a curated record.
AAUAUGACAAUAAACAAGCUAUUGCCGGAUAUCUCUACAACUAUCAAGUAGUCAGGAAGAGCAAGUAACGAACGGCUUCUGUGCCCGCAGCCGCCCAGCGUUCAGAGUCGCAGGACACAAAACCCGUCGUUUUGUUGCAUCGAGGCGAUAUUACAUCAUCGAGCCUGGUCUUUCGUUUCGCUCUGGGUUCGUCGAGAGAUCCUGAUUGCUGGAGGCAGAUGAGCGGGAUACAUUGACGAGAGUGGGAAAGAAAAAGAUAUUUUGCAUAAAUGUCUGGAAAGCGAGUUAUCAUCGCGCGACCGCCGCGGCAGGAAUCAGAGCCGGUAGCAGGACCGUCGUCGGCGUCGGCGUCGUCGGCGCAGGUCCAGUCGCGACAGCAGUCUCGUCGGUCUCGCGACUCGCGGAAAGGGAAGAAGCCCGCUGUUCAAGAGCAGCCGGGCGAGGAGAGGGUGGAGCAGCAGCAAGGUGGAGAUCAACGCGCGCUGUCGGAGCAGAAACGACGGAAUAAGCAGAGAGACAGGAAACGAGAGUCGUCGCGGCAGCAGGAUACGGUGAAGACGAAGUUUGUGGUCCGGCGGUUGCCGCCUUUGUUUACAGAGGCGGAGUAUAAUGCUCUUACAGCGGGACUGAUAGAUCCAGAGAGCGUCGAGUGGGGAUACUACGUACCGGGGAAGGUACAUAAAAGUAAAUCGACGCCGCCGACUCUCUCGCGCGCAUACGCAAAGCUCAAGUCUGUCGACGGAUUGAUUGCGUUCAGCAAGGCGCUGAACGGGAAACAGGUCAAGGACAGCGCGGGCAACGAGAGCGUGAUCCAGGUGGAAUUCGCGCCGUACGACAAGAUCCCAAAGACAAAGACAAAGGCUGAUCCACGACAGGGAACGAUUGAGUCAGAUCCGGAAUUUAUAGCGUUCCAAGAGUCGCUGAAGGCAGAGCAAAGCGCUGCCUCGGCGCCGGCGCAGAUCCCCGUACCAGGAGCGGCGAACCCGGACGCGGUGGUGAUGACGAAGGAGAACGGAGAGACGACUACGCCGCUGAUUGAGUAUCUGCGAAAGAUCAAGCAAAAGUCAGGGAAGAAGAAGAAGAAGGCGGUGGACGCGGCGGGUGGAUCUGGGAGCGGCGCUGGCGAGAGCAGUAGCAGCGGCAGCAGUCGAAGGAAGAAGCGGAAGGAGAAGGAGAAGAUGAAGGAGAAAGAGAAAGAGACAGAGAAGGGAAAAGAGAAAGCGAAAGACGGGCAGAGUAACGAGCGAACGAGAGCGCGCCGGGAACGGCGGAAGGAGAAGCGGGAACGGGAGGAAGAAGGCGCGGGGGGAAGUACGGCAGCAGCUACAGCAGCUACAGAGACGGGCGCGGGAGGGCGCGGGAAAGAACGCAAGAGAAAAGGAAAGCGCGAGGGAGAUGAGGGACAGGCCGGGGAGACGAGUGGUGGUGGUUCUGCGGCGGGCGCGGGCGCGGACGCGGUCACCGGACAGGCGUCGUCAGCGGGAAGUGCCGCGUCGACGGAGACGGGGCGAGCGGAAGGAAGUACGUCUGGCCGCGCGCCUCGGAGGAGAGGGGGACGCGGGGGGAAGACUACGGCUGAGGGAGGAUCAGGAUCAGGAUCAGGAGCAGGAGCAGGAGCAGGAGCAGGACCAGCAUCAGGAUCAGGACCAGGGCCGAAUGGAGCACCCCGAGCCAGAGGAGGACCGGGACGACGAGGCCGUGGUCGUGGCGGUCAGCAGCAGCAAGGUCAACAGCCGAGCUCAUGACGUCAACUACGAUAGCUACGCAAUUAAUGCACUCUACAGAGUAG